AUGUCCAUCAACGAAUAUGCAAAGGAAUUGAAGGCGGCUUUGGCUCAGUACCCAAAUUUCCCCAAGGAAGGCGUUCUAUUCGAGGAUUUUUUGCCUAUCUUCAGAUCCCCUCAACUCUUUCAGAAGCUUAUCGAUGCAUUCAAGAUGCACCUGGCGGAGGCCUUUCCUGAGACAAAGAUAGACUACUUGGUGGGGCUGGAGUCGCGUGGAUUUUUAUUUGGGCCUUCUCUAGCGCUGGCAAUUGGCGCAGGGUUUGUUCCUGUACGCAAAGCGGGCAAGCUUCCUGGGCAGGUUGUGAAGACUACGUAUGUGAAAGAAUACGAGGAGGACGUAUUUGAGAUGCAGGUUGAUUCCAUCCCUGUGGGCGCUACUGUUGUUGUUGUUGACGAUAUUCUUGCCACGGGUGGUUCAGCAGGCGCUGCUGGGGACCUUAUUAAGCAGCUAGGGGCUACAAUUCUGGAAUUUAUCUUCGUAAUGGAGCUUGAUUUCCUGAAAGGUAGAGAAAAGCUGCAGGCGCCUGUCUUCACGUUGCUGCAGGGCCAGGAGGAAGCUCUUGGAAACUGA
Messenger RNA from Eremothecium gossypii ATCC 10895, 564 nucleotides. Its product is annotated as adenine phosphoribosyltransferase APT1. The transcript has a single exon. The record is from RefSeq and is marked provisional. Lineage: Eukaryota; Fungi; Ascomycota; Saccharomycetes; Saccharomycetales; Saccharomycetaceae. Gene Ontology annotation, biological process: adenine salvage; AMP salvage. Gene Ontology annotation, molecular function: adenine binding; adenine phosphoribosyltransferase activity; AMP binding. Gene Ontology annotation, cellular component: cytoplasm. Bases 1 to 564 code for a protein of 187 amino acids.